UGACAUGACUCCUCCAUAAUCUCCAAUCCAUUCAAACACCAAAUGUUAGGUGUUCUGUUCUCUACCAAAUAAUUCCUUUAGUUGGUGCAAUCCAAUUAUCCAAAUAAUAUUUGACACCUCAAAAAUCAAUAUCAUCAAUCCUUUGUCAUCAACUUCUGAAUCUUACACAUAUUCUAUUCCCUUUCACUUUACUCUCAAGCAAAUUCACAUCUCCAAUUUCCAACAAACACCUCUCUCACAACACACAUAAAAUCUUCAAAAUCAAACUCAUUUCAUCUAUCUACACCACACCCUUAACACUUGAGAUUCAAAAACAAACACAGAUUAUUUUUUUCUUCUAUCAAAAAAAACAUGAGAUCCAAAACACAACUCUCAUGCAAUCUUAAACUAGUCAUAAUCUCUCUAGUGUUUCUCUUUUUCUUCAUCAUGCUAUUCAAAUCAUCAACAUUCUCAUUUUCUCAACCACCCACAACUACCUCAAACACCAACGACCUCUCAAUAAUUUCAUCACAAGAAACAGAAAAAACAACAAAAUUACCAGAUUGCCCUUCACUCCCUUUAACACCAACAUGCACAAAAAAUCCUCCAUCAUUAGCCAGUGCAUUAAUCCAUUAUGCAACCACAAAUAUCACACCACAACAAACAAUUAAAGAGAUUUCAGUCUCAGCCAAAAUUCUUCAAAAAAAAUCACCUUGCAACUUUUUAGUUUUUGGAUUAGGCCAUGAUAGUUUAAUGUGGACAUCAUUAAACUACGGUGGCCGGACCGUUUUCCUCGAAGAAGACAAAUCAUGGAUCGAACAAAUUCAAACAAAGUUCCCGAGUUUAGAAUCACACCAUGUUGUGUAUGAUACAAAAGUGCAUCAAAGUGAUGAACUAAUGAGAAGUGGAAUGGAACAAGAGGAUUGCAAAAAAGUUAGUGACCCAAGAUUUUCAAAAUGUGAAUUAGCACAUAAAGGUUUUCCAAGUGAAGUUUAUGAUAUUGAAUGGGAUGUGAUCAUGGUGGAUGCGCCAACAGGGUACUUCGAGGGUGCGCCGGGGAGGAUGAGUGCGAUUUACACGGCAGGUUUGAUUGCUAGGAACAGAGAAAAUGGUGACACUGAUGUGUUUGUUCAUGAUGUUGAUAGAAAAAUUGAGGAUAAAUUUUCAAAGACUUUUCUUUGUGAAGGUUAUUUGGUGGAACAAGAAGGAAGGAUUAGGCACUUCAAUAUACCAAGUCAUAGGGCUCGUUUGGGUAGACCAUUUUGUCCAUGAAAUUUAUUUGUUAUCAUUUUUUUACUCAAACAUUCUGCUAUAUUAGUUUAAAAUCAUAUAUGUCUUUGCUUUUUGGGAUACAUGUUAUAUGAAUAAAUUUAAAGAUUUUUUAUUUGCUAAUAGAA
This is a messenger RNA of Trifolium pratense (red clover), 1376 nucleotides long. RefSeq names its product glucuronoxylan 4-O-methyltransferase 3-like. Bases 352 to 1251 code for a protein of 299 amino acids. The record is from RefSeq and is a predicted model, not a curated record. Gene Ontology annotation, biological process: xylan biosynthetic process. Lineage: Eukaryota; Viridiplantae; Streptophyta; Magnoliopsida; Fabales; Fabaceae. The transcript has a single exon. Gene Ontology annotation, molecular function: glucuronoxylan 4-O-methyltransferase activity.